This is a messenger RNA of Gryllus bimaculatus (two-spotted cricket), 2520 nucleotides long. Lineage: Eukaryota; Metazoa; Arthropoda; Insecta; Orthoptera; Gryllidae. The record is from the annotation of a GenBank genome assembly.
AUGGCGGGCCCCGUCCCUGCGGAUAGUCGGUCUGGCAAACGAGGAGCGGGUAGAGCGCGGGCCGGCGGACUGGUGAGAACUCGAGGAGCUGGAAGAUUGUUCGGGGGAAUCAGACGUGGAAGGAGAGGGCGGCGAGCGCUGGGCGUCUCGAUGAGUCGGGGUGAAGCCAGGGGGCAGGAAGAAGCGCGGACUGGAACAGAGGAAGCAAGCGGGGGCGGGGCGGUCUGGGGGGCGGAUGAUCGAGGAAAGCCACUGGGCGGGGAGGGCCGCGGGCGCGGCGAGGGUGCGGCCUUCACCUUGCUGGUUUUGAAAGCCCGCUGCAAUCUGACGCCGAAAACCCUCGUCAGCCCCCGUCUCGAAAUUGUUGCUGGUUUAAUGGGAGAAAAUAGUACUGUUAUGGACUAUAGACAUAACGGAAAAUGGAACGGUCUGAUAGCUGAUCUGGUGAACCGAAAAACCGACAUGGUGAUGACAUCGCUGAUGAUCAACUCUGAGCGAGAGGCGGUGGUGGACUUCACUGUGCCCUUCAUGGAGACCGGCAUAGCCAUCUUGGUGGCAAAACGCACCGGGAUCAUCUCCCCAACGGCUUUUCUUGAACCUUUCGACACAGCAUCGUGGAUGCUGGUUGGUGUCGUCGCGAUCCAGGCUGCCACUUUCACUAUCUUUCUCUUCGAAUGGCUGAGUCCGUCUGGAUUCGACAUGAAGCUGGCCAAGCCAUUUAGCCACAAGCCCAUGUACAAGUUCGGUACUAUCCCAUGGAGCCAUACAGAUUCAACGCUGAGCAAAUAUUUCAAGGAAAUGCACACUUACAUGAAGCCAUACAACAGGUCAACUGUCGGCGAAGGAAUUGAAGCUGUAUUGAGUGGGGAACUGGACGCCUUCAUCUACGACGGCACCGUGCUGGACUACCUGGUGGCACAGGACGAGGACUGCCGCCUGCUUACCGUGGGCUCCUGGUACGCCAUGACGGGCUACGGCAUUGCCUUCACGCGCAACUCCAAAUACGUGCAGAUGUUCAACAAAGGCCUGCUGGACUUCCGGGAAAACGUUUCUGUCCGCCUUCCUGCUGCUGAUGGCCGGCAUCCUGCUGGCCGCCGUGCUGCUGUUGCUCGAGCACCUCUACUUCAAAGCAUGGGCAAGUCGCUGACCUUCCGAGGAGCCGUGUUCGAGGCCCAAGACAUCCUGCGCCACCACCGCUGCACCGACCCCAUCUGCGACACCCACCUGUGGAAGGUGAAGCACGAGCUGGACCUGGCCCGCAUGAAGAUCCGGCAGCUGCAGAAGGAGCUGGAGUCGCACGGCAUCAAGCCCAGCCGCAGGACAUGCAGAACAGAAAUUGCAGAAAUGGAAACAGUUCUGUGAUCAUAGGAACGACCACUACUUGUCCAAAUACUCUUCAUCUACACAAUAAUUGCAAACAAUACACUAAUAUCAACGAAUGUUUUCAAAGAAGCUGUCUAGAAAGAAGUUUCCAGAGGAAAAGCAUUUUCCACAAUCUUAACAAUCAUACUUUUAAAAACAAAGAUGAGCUCAUGAUAAUACUUGAGCACAAUACUCUACAUUGGAUGGCGGGCAUCUGCAUCUCACCCUAAGACGCGAUGUCCGUCGUAAAUGCUAAUUUUAAAUGAAGAUAGAACGCAUUGAUUAUGAUAAUAAUAAGGAAGACCAACUGAACUUACAGAUAAGGUUUAAUUAUUUUCUUGUAUUACGCGAAUGUUCUAUUGUUUUGUGUUUUGAGUGCACAUUUAGCUCAUUAUAUGUUUGUGCGGUGUAGAGUAAUAAUGUUUGUUCGUUUAAUCAUAGCUUUAACAAUUAAAAAACAGGAACACUAUGUAAAGGUGAAGGUGGAUUAAAUGUGAAUUUUAUAUAAACUCUCUAGAAUACAACAAAUUGAGACAUUCAUGUGGGAUUUCAAAAUGUGCUCAAGAAAUCAAUAUGGUGCUACCCAGAUUAAAAAAUAAUACAUAGAAGAGAGUACUAUAGAGCCAUCGGAAUUUCGAGAAGCGAGAAAAGAAGAGCAAUCUGGUAUUGAAUUAUUACUGGAGUGUCUGUUAUAUUGCCAUUGUUAUAUUGUUCAUGUUCCGGUUGUUGUUGUUCGCUCUUGUGUUGUGAACACUGAUAUAUAGCGCUGGAACCUCAUGCUAUUCUCACAUGAGAUGUAAUUUGGUGUCCCCUUCUUUGUCAGUGAAAUGAAAUUUCAUAUCAUGGUGUUUUUACAGCUUUAAAUAUUUGUGACCGUUCUUAAAGCUUAAAUGUUAUAUGUGAGUAAAUAACUCAUUGUGUAUUCAGAAGCUAUGUAUCAAACAAAACGAUAUAUGCAUGGGAUUUUGUGUUAUUCCACGAGUAGUCACAAAUUAUGUGAGUAGUUUUACAGUGUUAGGAUAUCUCCCCAAAACGUAUAAAAACGUUUGACCCCCUCGGGCAAUUUUUGCCUAGCGCGCAGUAUCCUCACAAAUACACCACACACACACACACACACACACACACACACACACACACACAUUGUCUACGGACUGCCGU